UCAUCUGACUCCUCCCACUAGUUACAGUGCGAGAGUUUUGAUAAGACUGUGUUUGUUUUUUGCUGGUUAAUCUUAUUGAUAGUUUUAUGAAACUCUCAUAUUUUUCUGUCUGGAUACAAAUCAUCGUAAAAUGCAAGCUCUAAGAAAUAUGUUUCGUUCGUGGUCAUCUGAUGCCAGACUUGACGGUAAAACCGUUAUAAUUACUGGAGCUAAUACUGGAAUUGGCAAAGAAACAGCCAUCGACCUGGCAAAGAGAGGAGCACGUAUUAUUAUGGCAUGCAGAGAUAUGGAGAAAACUGAUGCAGCCCUGAAGGAAGUUAAGGAUGCUUCAGGAAACCAGGAUAUAGUUGCACGCAGGCUUGACCUGUCAGAUUCCAAAUCGAUCAGAGAAUUUGCAGAGAACAUCAAUAAAGAGGAAAAACAAGUUAACAUAUUAAUCAAUAACGCUGGUGUGAUGGUUUGUCCUUAUGGAAAGACAGCAGAUGGUUUGGAAAUGCAAAUAGGGGUGAACCACAUGGGUCACUUCCUGUUGACGUAUCUGUUAUUGGAUUUGAUUAAAAGAUCAACGCCUGCGAGGAUCAUUACCGUCUCGUCCAUGGCACACCAAUGGGGGACCAUCAACCUAGAGGACAUCAACAGUGAGAAGAACUAUGAUAAACAGAAAGCCUACAGUCAGAGCAAGCUGGCAAACAUUCUGUUCACUCGCUCACUGGCCAAAAGACUAGAAGUCUCAGGUACUGGAGUAACAGCGUAUGCUCUCCAUCCUGGAGUGGUUCAGACUGAACUGUGGAGGCACUUGAAUAAACCUCAACAAGCUGCCAUGUGGUUGGCAAAGCCCUUCACCAAAACAUCUGUGCAGGGAGCUCAGACCACCAUCUACUGCGCCGUGGCCCCUGAACUGGAGACCGAGAGCGGCAAAUAUUACAGUGACUGCGCACCUGCAAAAUGCUCCCAGGCUGCAAUGGAUGAUGAGGUUGGCCAGCGCCUCUGGGAACUCAGCUGUAAGAUGCUCAGCAUCACAUGGGAGUGAAAACUCAUCUCUCUUCUUGAGGAGUCCUGAUGAAGUCUUACUGCAGUCUGCCUAAGACUGGCCCAUCUACUGUCAAAAUCAGAAAUACUAAUAGUUAAUAUUAAACACACUAGCAUAAAAGAUCACUAAAUAUAACCAAAUACGAUGGGCUUUUAUACAUGAUGUAAAAUGUAAACACAUUUUGUAGAUUUUGGUCUCAGGUUGCUUAAGUGAGUUAAUUUUCUAUAUAAUACAGGUACAUAUUUAUGCACUAAAUGAUAUAAGAAGUAAAUGUCGGUUGAAAAAAUGUACUGUGAGUAUAUGUGAAUAUUUU
Molecule: messenger RNA, 1343 nt
Organism: Sinocyclocheilus grahami
Lineage: Eukaryota; Metazoa; Chordata; Actinopteri; Cypriniformes; Cyprinidae
Gene: rdh12l
Product: retinol dehydrogenase 12, like
Exons: 7
Coding region: 131-1030 (299 amino acids)
Source: RefSeq, a predicted model, not a curated record